Psylliodes chrysocephalus is the source of this 876-nucleotide messenger RNA. The record is from the annotation of a GenBank genome assembly. Lineage: Eukaryota; Metazoa; Arthropoda; Insecta; Coleoptera; Chrysomelidae.
AAACUCAAAGUUAUGUGUCACAAAAAUACGAACGGUCGUUUUUUUCUUGAAAACAACAAUUGGCUAAGGGAAAUUAAACAAUGUUUUGAUGAGAUAAAUGAAGAUGAAAAUUGCAGAGCUGUUAUAAUAUCUGGAGAAGGAAAAAUGUUUACUGCAGGCAUAGAUUUGUCAGACUUCAUAGUUACAGCACAAAAAGUUGCAGAAAAGGAUGAUGUUGCAAGAAAAGCCAAAGUAUUUCACAAAAUUAUAGAAACAUAUCAGUCUUCUAUGACAUCUCUGGAAUUAUGUAAAAAACCAAUAUUAGCAGCAAUUCAUUCAGCAUGCAUUGGUGGUGGUGUAGAUCUAAUUACAGCUGCUGAUAUUAGGUAUUGCACAAAAGAUGCUUGGUUUCAAGUCAAAGAAGUUGAAGUAGGAUUAGCAGCUGAUGUAGGCACUUUACAAAGAUUACCAAAAGUUAUCGGUUCAGAUAGUUUGGCUAGAGAAUUAUGUUAUACUGCUAGAAAAAUGAAUGCAGAUGAAGCACUAACAUGUGGUUUAGUGUCACGAGUAUUUGGUAGUUAUUCAGAAUUGAUAGAAGGUGCACUAAAUGUGGCUGAAGAUAUUGCAAAAAAGAGUCCAGUGGCUGUACAAACUACGAAGGCAAACCUGAUAUAUUCCCGUGAUCACACUGUACAAGAAGGAUUAGAUCAUAUAAAAUUGUGGAACCAGUUAAAUCUACAAAGUGAAGAUCUUACACAAGCAGCAAUGGGAAUAAUGACGAAAGACGAAAACAUAAAGUUUUCGAAACUUUAAUUUUAAUUCGAAUUAUUUUUUAUUUGUAUUAAAAGUUUCAUCUUAAUCUAUUAUAUUAAUUAAAAUUAUUACAUUAAUUACUAU